This is a messenger RNA of Rhineura floridana, 369 nucleotides long. RefSeq names its product goannatyrotoxin-Vere1-like. Bases 1 to 306 code for a protein of 101 amino acids. The transcript has 3 exons. Gene Ontology annotation, biological process: feeding behavior; neuropeptide signaling pathway. The record is from RefSeq and is a predicted model, not a curated record. Gene Ontology annotation, molecular function: neuropeptide Y receptor binding; neuropeptide hormone activity. Gene Ontology annotation, cellular component: extracellular region. Lineage: Eukaryota; Metazoa; Chordata; Lepidosauria; Squamata; Rhineuridae.
AUGGUUGCCUCUCUGAAGCCCUGGCCCCUCAUGAUUGCCGUCGCUGCGUGCAUCAUGUUCUGUCUGGGAACCUUAGUGGAUGCCUACCCUCCCAAACCCGAGAGCCCCGGAGAAGACGCUUCCCCUGAAGAAAUGGCCAAAUACUUCUCUGCUCUUCGGCAUUACAUUAAUUUGGUGACACGGCAGAGGUAUGGCAAGAGAUCCAGUCCAGAGACCUUGAUGUCAGAGCUUAUUUUUGGAGAUAGCAGCAGCAGCACCGGUGACCACAAUGGCCAAUCACGAUCUGAUGACUCCUAUGUGUGGUGACGACCUUCACAUUCCUCGGCUGAUGGUGCAUUGGCUGCCUCUUUUUAAACGUUUCAACCCUGU